AUGGCUGUAGACUACUGCAGAGAUCCAUCCAUACUACGAUGGUACCAAGAAAAGCAGUUCGGGGGAGAACUGCAAGUUGAGCCCACCCUCUGCGUUCUAGAUAACUUUGAGCUCCCCGUUUCACCAGGGCUCUUGACCAAGACGGUUUUUGACGCCAUUCAUUACGCUAGUCUUGACAAUCCAGAAGGGGAAAUUUCUCAAGCUUUGCGCAUGCUGCAGGGUCACAAACACUUGUCAAUCACACACUUUUCAACCCGGGAGUCCAUUGCUCUCAUUCUCUCAAAACUGCCAAGAUACCGUACCUGCGGCUGUCAAAAUGUGUCUGUCGCUAUCAGAACCGGUUAUCGCCGGAAAAAGAGAUCGUCGCCUAUGACAUUCGUCACUGGGAUCCGGCACACGUCCAAGAUUCUACAGCUUGCGACAGCGAGACUCAUGUCAAGCUCGAGCCAGUGA
Xylona heveae TC161 is the source of this 453-nucleotide messenger RNA. RefSeq lists its product as hypothetical. Lineage: Eukaryota; Fungi; Ascomycota; Xylonomycetes; Xylonales; Xylonaceae. The transcript has 2 exons. The record is from RefSeq and is a predicted model, not a curated record. Bases 1 to 453 code for a protein of 150 amino acids.